CGGGCGCAAGACUGCCUCCAGAGGCUCUCCUUGCUAGCAGUUCCGCCUGUUUUGCAGAGUUGGGAUUCGCGACCUCCAGCACAGACAGUGAUUGCCUACUCUGAGCCAGGGUAUUGAUCUACUCCCUGAGACUGGCAGCAUUGAAGGACAAGCAAGUUUAGGAGGACAACACAGAAAUUCAACUUUAAUUCUGAGGUGUUUCCCCCAAUAAAUCAAUUUCACAUCUACUUCCAUCUUGGUACCUGCUUUUCAGAGGAUCCAGGGCUCUGUCCACCCACAGAAGUUUGAACAACCAGCAAGAACUGGCAGAAACGCUAAGCUCCAGAAAACAGAUAAAGGACUACACUAACCAGGAUGUGGUGCUGCAGGGUAUCCCACCUACAAAGCAGGCUCCAGGACCUGCUGAAAGGAGGAGUCACAUACUGGGUCCUUAAACAGCACAACUUCAAAAACUUAUUUCCAUUAGCCAUUCAUUGGCACCAUACAGCCUCCAAGUCUCUGAAUUGUGCUUGGCAGCAACAUGAAGAUCAUUUUGAACUGCAAUAUGCUGACACCGUGAUGCGCUUUGAUUAUGUCUGGCUUCGAGACCACUGCCGCUCAGCAUCUUGCUACAACUCUAAGACUCACCAGCGUAGCCUGGACACUGCCAGUGUAGAUUUAUGUAUCAAGCCAAAGACCAUUCGUCUGGAUGAGACCACACUCUUUUUUACUUGGCCAGAUGGUCAUGUGACUAGAUAUGAUUUGGAUUGGCUGGUGAAAAACAGCUAUGAAGGACAGAAACAAAAGGUCAUACAACCUAGAAUCUUAUGGAAUGCUGAAAUCUACCAGCAAGCCCAAGUUCCAUCUGUAGAUUUCCAGAGCUGCUUAGAAACAAAUGAAGGACUUAAGACAUUUCUGCAAAACUUUCUGCUCUAUGGAAUUGCAUUUGUAGAAAAUGUCCCUCCCACUCAAGAGCACACAGAGAAGUUGGCAGAAAGGAUCAGCUUGAUCAGAGAAACCAUCUAUGGGAAGAUGUGGUAUUUCACUUCAGAUUUCUCCAGGGGUGACACUGCUUACACCAAGCUAGCUCUAGACCGGCACACUGAUACUACCUAUUUUCAAGAGCCCUGUGGCAUUCAAGUGUUUCACUGUCUUAAGCAUGAAGGAACAGGUGGCAGGACACUGCUAAUCGAUGGAUUCUAUGCAGCAGAACAGGUACUUCAAAAGGCGCCUGAGGAAUUUGAACUCCUCAGCAAAGUGCCAUUGAAGCAUGAAUAUAUUGAAAAUGUUGGAGGAUAUCACAGCCACAUGACUGGGGUUGGGCCAGUCUUAAAUAUCUACCCAUGGAAUAAAGAACUCUAUUUGAUCAGGUGAGUACUAAAGA
Molecule: messenger RNA, 1363 nt
Organism: Choloepus didactylus (southern two-toed sloth)
Lineage: Eukaryota; Metazoa; Chordata; Mammalia; Pilosa; Megalonychidae
Gene: TMLHE
Product: trimethyllysine hydroxylase, epsilon
Exons: 8
Coding region: 355-1353 (332 amino acids)
Biological process (GO): carnitine biosynthetic process
Cellular component (GO): mitochondrion
Molecular function (GO): iron ion binding; trimethyllysine dioxygenase activity
Source: RefSeq, a predicted model, not a curated record